Messenger RNA from Schizosaccharomyces cryophilus OY26, 1301 nucleotides. RefSeq names its product RNA methyltransferase Tgs1. Bases 381 to 1112 code for a protein of 243 amino acids. The transcript has 4 exons. NCBI's taxonomy places the organism in Eukaryota, Fungi, Ascomycota, Schizosaccharomycetes, Schizosaccharomycetales, Schizosaccharomycetaceae. Gene Ontology annotation, molecular function: RNA cap trimethylguanosine synthase activity. Gene Ontology annotation, cellular component: nucleus. The record is from RefSeq and is a predicted model, not a curated record. Gene Ontology annotation, biological process: 7-methylguanosine cap hypermethylation; 7-methylguanosine RNA capping.
UUUUUUUUUUUUUGGGGGGGGGUUUCCUUUUGUAAGGGAAAGUAAUCAAUUCUUUUUCUAUCGUUAAUUUCCCAAUAAGAACCGAGGUAGAGUACUGCAGAGAUCCAUCAUAGGUAUACUUCUUCUGUUAAUUUUCUUUACUUCGACGUUUGUAUUUCUUGAUGAUCAUGGUACUCUAUUACUUGUUUCUUUUAGGUGACUCAGGGUAAUGUCGUCUUUAAACAGUAAGCUCUACACUUAAACUAGAAAGCAAAUAGCUCUAUUUUACCAUAAUAAUGAAAAAUGAAAAAUGAAAAAUAGUCCUUCUUUCGUAUCUAUAUCCUUUUCCAAUUUUGAAAUUCAUUUCCUUUCGAUUCCACUCCACCUAAAAAAGUUGUUACAUGAGCGAGAUCGGAAGUUUUGAAGAACAUGACACUGUAGAAAAGCACGUUAUUCGGCCGCCGAUCCCAAAAGCAUUAAAAAAGUAUUGGAACAAUCGGUACAACUUGUUUUCCCGCUUCGAUGAAGGAAUAUGGCUGGACUAUCAAUCCUGGUAUAGUGUUACACCAGAACGAGUUGCAUAUUAUAUUGCUCAAUCCAUUUUUGAGUCCCACCAACCAGAAUUAAUCAUUGAUGCAUUUUCUGGUUGCGGAGGAAAUACAAUUCAAUUCGCCAAAUUUUGUCCAGUCAUUUCUAUCGAACUUGAUCCAAUAAAAAUUGCUAUGGCCAAGCAUAAUUUAUCUGUUUACAAGGUUCCAUCAUCCAGAGUCACUUUUAUACAAGGAGAUGUAUUGGAUGUGCUAAGAUCUAUCGACUUUGCUUCCCAAUAUAGAACAGUCCUCUUCAUGAGCCCUCCAUGGGGAGGCCCUAGUUACUCAGGGAAGUCUACUUACUCUUUGAGUGAUUUAAUUCCUUAUAAAUUUGAUGUUUUAUAUAAAGCCGCUUUUCGCAUCACUCCCUACAUUGCCGCUUUUCUACCCAAAAAUACAGACAUUGAUGAGCUCGCUCACUAUAGUACUGAUAAAAAUCGUAUUGUCGUUACGAACUUCCUUUAUGAGGGCUACUCUAAAGCUAUCUGCUGCUACUUCAACAUGAAAAAUGUGCUAACUUCUACAGCUCUCCAACAAGCUUAAGCUUAAAAAUAAUUUCAUGUCACGCCCUUCGAUAGAUCAUGAUCAGUAUCAUCCAAAAAAAUUCAUUCAUUAACUAAAUAGCGAUUAAUCUCUUAAUAUUAUAGGACCCUUUUCGUAUAUGCAAAUGGUAUAAAAAAUUCGACAUCAAUUUCUAUCAAGCAUAGUAGCCAAUCCACCUUCGGGUCGUCC